AUGGAUCAAAGCAACAAUGGAUGUGUGAAAAAGAUUAGCAGUGUGAAUCUCGACAAACUUAUAAGUGACUUCUCACAAAUAGAAAAGAAAAUCUUGGAAACCAGUGGAAAGAAUAACAUAUUGAAUAUUCAGCUGGACAAAACUAACUGCUUAUUAAAAGCACUGCAAACAAAGGAGGCUUCUAUUAAAGAAGAAUGUGUCACACUUCAUAACAUGAUCAAAGGACUACAACACACCAUUGAGUAUCACCAUAAUUUAAAAGAUGAAAUUGAACAACUAAAAAGAAAUGAUGAAAUUAUGAAAGAAAAAUUAAAAUCCCAGGAACUGGAGUAUAAAAAUAAUACUGCCAAACUUAUGAGUGAAAUGAAAGCCAAAGAGGAAGAAUAUAAGAUAGAAAUUGGAAAACUUUAUCAGGACAUGCAGAAAAAAGUUGAAUUAUGUGAAGAGAAGCAUAAAGAACUUGUAGGGAAAAAGGAUGUGGAAAUUUCAGAGUUAAAUGCAAAAUUGAGAGCUCAAGAACAGGAAAAACAAAAUGAAACUCUCCAACUACAGCUAGAGUUUGAUGCCAAACUAGCAACAGUUCAAGUUAAAUCAAAAUCAAAUCCAGAUUCUACUGCUUUAGCACAUAGUAUCUACAAAAAGAAAUUUCAGCAUCUUUUAGAAGAAAAAAACAAGGAGAUUUCGAUUCUUCGAAAUACCAUUCAUGAAUUACAACAACGCCUUUCUGCUGUGAGAGAUUCCCACCUUAAAUCUACUGACAAAAAUUCUAACCUUAAGCGGAGACGACUUUGA
Sorex araneus (European shrew) is the source of this 792-nucleotide messenger RNA. RefSeq names its product coiled-coil domain containing 152 (gene CCDC152). Lineage: Eukaryota; Metazoa; Chordata; Mammalia; Eulipotyphla; Soricidae. The record is from RefSeq and is a predicted model, not a curated record. The coding region runs from base 1 to 792 and encodes 263 amino acids. The transcript has 8 exons.